Molecule: messenger RNA, 3171 nt
Organism: Otolemur garnettii (small-eared galago)
Lineage: Eukaryota; Metazoa; Chordata; Mammalia; Primates; Galagidae
Gene: SACK1B
Product: family with sequence similarity 83 member B
Exons: 4
Coding region: 49-3087 (1012 amino acids)
Biological process (GO): epidermal growth factor receptor signaling pathway
Cellular component (GO): cytoplasm; membrane
Source: RefSeq, a predicted model, not a curated record
AUACUUCUCACCACUGCGUGAAUGGACAUUUGAAAGUGCAGUAAUCAAAUGCUUGUAACCAUGGAGACCUCAUCCAUGCUUUCCUCAUUGAACGAUGAGUGCAAAUCUGACAACUACAUCGAGCCGCACUAUAAGGAAUGGUAUCGUAUAGCCAUUGAUACUCUGAUUGAACACGGCUUGGAAGCAUACCAAGAGUUUCUUGUCAAGGAGAGAGUUUCAGAUUUUCUGGCUGAGGAAGAAAUUAAUCAUAUUUUGAAAAAUGUCCAGAAAGUUGCUCAAAGUACCGCUCAUGGCCCUGAUGAUUGCUGUGAUGAUACCUCAUCUUCAGGGACGUACUGGCCCAUGGACUCUGAUGUAGAAGCUCCCAAUCUUGACUUAGGCUGGCCGUACGUGAUGCCUGGACUCUUAGGGGGAACCCACAUUGAACUCCUCUUUCAUCCACCAAGGGCACAGCUCCUUACAAUCAAGGAAACGAUACGGAAGAUGAUAAAAGAAGCCAGAAAGGUGAUUGCUUUGGUGAUGGAUCUAUUUACAGAUGUGGACAUUUUCAAAGAAAUAGUAGAGGCAUCGACUCGAGGGAUAUCUGUGUACAUUCUGCUUGAUGAGUCCAGUUUCAGUCAUUUUCUAAAUAUGACUGAGAAACAGGGGUGUCAAGUUCAACGUCUCAGGAAUAUUCGUGUGCGGACAGUUAAAGGCCAAGAUUAUGUUUCAAAAACGGGGGCCAAAUUCCAUGGAAAAAUGGAACAGAAAUUUUUGUUAGUUGACUGCCAGAAAGUGAUGUACGGUUCUUACAGCUAUAUGUGGUCAUUUGAGAAAGCUCACCUCAGCAUGGUUCAGAUAAUCACGGGACAACUUGUUGAGUCCUUUGAUGAAGAAUUUAGAACUCUCUACGCCAGGUCCCAGGUCCCCAGUUCAUUUGCUCCCGAGGAAUCAGCAAGAGUGAAGCAUGGCAAAACACUCUGGGAAAAUGGAACUUACCAGCGAUCAGUUUCUUCAUUAGCCUCCAUCUCCAGCCAAAGAAACCUUUUUGGCAGACAAGACAAAAUUCAUAAACUAGAUUCUAGUUACUUCAAAAACAGAGGGAUGUAUACCCAGAACGAACGUGACAAAUAUCACAUAAGAAAUCAUGGAUACAAACCUCAGUUUAUUCCAAACUUUAAUGGUCCAAGUACAAUACGUCAGUUUCAACCUAGUCAGAAAAAUGAAAAUUGGAAACGGCAUAGUUAUGCUGGGGAACAGCCAGAAACAGCUCCAUACCUUCUGCUUAACAGAGCUCUGAAUAGAAACAAUAAUCCACCUGGCAAUUGGAAAAGGCCUUCCGACAGUCUCAGUGUGGCGUCCUCGUCGCGGGGAGGCUAUGGGAGCCAGCACCACACACCUGCCCAGAGUUUCGCCGAUCGGCUUGCCCAGAGGAAGACAAACAUCGCAGACAGGAAUUCUACUGUGCGGAGGUCUUUUAAUGGCACAGAUAAUCACAUCCGCUUUCUGCAACAGCGCAUGCCAACCCUGGAGCAUACCACAAGGUCAUUCCUGCGCAACUGGAGAAUUGAAUCCUACCUAAAUGACCAUUCUGAAGCUACACCUGACUCAAAUGGAGAACGAUUUGAGGGCUCUGAUAGUCUUGAGAAUUUGAAAGCCAGUGCCCUUUAUACCCAUUCUCGGCUUCGUUCCUCCUUUGUAUUUAAACCAACUUUACCUGAGCAAAAGGAAGUUAGCAGUUGUACAACUGGCUCCUCAAAUUCGACUAUCAUUGGUUCCCAGGGAAGUGACACCCCUAAAGCAGUUCCAGAAACCCCGACAAGUGUACGGCAUUUGCCAGAAAAACUCAUGCCAGAAGCAAUCCCCAGGCUCCCAUCGCAGUCAGAGGCAUCCAAGAUGCACGCCUUGCAGGUUCCUGCAAACCAUUCGCCCGUCUUAAACCAAACUCCGAAUGCCCAUACAGAGUCAAACAACUAUAUAUACACGACCUUGUGUGCAAAUAAACAGACAGAAAAUCUAAAGAAUCAACAAAAUGAGAAUCUACUUAAAAGGCGAAGUUUCCCGUUCUUUGACCACUCAAAAGCCAAUUUAGAUCAUGGAAACAGUAAGCAUUAUGUCUAUAGCACACUUACAAGGAACCGAGUUAGACAACCAGAAAAGCCCAAAGAGGAUUUGCUGAAAAGUUCUAAAAGCAUGCACAACGUGACCCACAACGCGGAGGAGGAGGAGGAGGAGGAGGUUGUCAAGAGGGAACCCCCAGGUGGCGCUGCUACCAAGUCAAUUUCCAUCGCAGCUUUACUAGAUAUGAAUAAAGAGGAACCCAACAAAGAGCUCACUUCCAAGAAGGAAGUCAAGGGGUCCCCAAGUUUUUUGAAAAAGGGAUCUCAGAAGUUAAGGUCUUUACUUAGCCUUACCCCAGAAAAGAAAGAAAAUUUAUCCAAAAAUAAAGCCCCUGCCUUUUAUAGAAUGUGUAGUAGCUCAGACACUUUAGUUUCUGAGGGGGAGGAAAAUCAGAAUCCAAAGAAAUCAGAGCCCAAAGUUGAUUCAUCUCCUCGAAAAAAGCGUUCUUCCUCCUCAAACUCUCAAGGUAGUAUCCACAAGAGUAAGGAAGAUGUCACAGUUAGCUGCUCUCAGGGAGGAAAUUCUCCAUCCGAUGAAGGUAAUAAAGUAAUACCUUCUUCAGGUCCAGUUGAAAGUAAGUUCUUGGAAAGGGCAGGAGAUGCUUCGGCCCCAAGGUUUAAUACUGAACAGAUCCAGUACCGAGAUUCAAAGGAGAUAAAAGCAGUUAUUACUCCUGAAAGGAGACCCACUGCUUCCCCACGGCUGACGCCCAAUGAGCUCCUGCGAUCUCAUUCGACAGAGCGCCGCGUUUACAGUCGUUUUGAGCCCUUUUGUAAGCUUGAGAGCUCUAUGCAGCCAGCAGGCAACACGCCAAACGCCAGUUUACAUCGCCCAGAAAUCAAGUCUACAACCGUGGGCAACAGUUACGGCAGGUCCAGUCCGCUGCUUAAUUACAACGCUGGUGUUUAUCAUUCAUAUCAGCCGAAUGAAAACAAGUUUCGGGGAUUCAUGCAAAAGUUUGGAAACUUCAUACACAAAAAUAAAUAGAAUACUGUAAUUUCCAAUAGCUAUUAAAACACAAAGUGAGUGAGGCUAUACAUACUUGUCCAAAGAACACUGUGGACAGUGUUU